AUGUCACUUCCAAUUGCUGUUUAUAGCCUUUCUGUCAAAGGAACUGAUGUUCCUGCUGUGGAGGAAUCCACAGAUGCAUCAAUUCACUUGACAAUGGCAUCCAUUGAUGCUAGUGAAAAAACUAACAAGGCCACAAGUCUUUGGGUAAAGGUGCGCCCCAGCAUGCCUGUGGACACAGAGGACGAUGAAGAAAUGGAUGAGCAAAUGAAGGAACUCCUUGAAGAAAGCCAGCGUGAGUUUGUUUUGUGCACCUUGAAGCCUGGCUCUUUGUUCCAACAACCUUUGAACUUGACCAUCACCCCUGGUGAUGAGGUUUUUUUCAGAACUACAGGAGAUGCUACUAUUCAUCUUUCUGGUAACUUCUUAGUGAACGAUGAAGAAGAAGAGCACGAUCAUAGUGAUGAUGAGGAAGAUGAUGAAGACUAUGACUUGUCUCCAAGUGAAGACGAUUUGGUUGACACCAUGAGUGAUGAAAAGAACGACGAUGAAGAGGACUCUGAGGAAGGUGAAGAAGAAGAAGAGUCUGAAGAAGACGAGUUGGACAAUGUUCCCGCCAAAAAGGCUGAGGAACCCAAGAAGAAGCGCGCUAACCAAGAGGAAACCGCUUCUCCUCAAAAAAACGAAAACAAGAAGCAGAAGACCGAGAAGCCCAACAAAGAGAAGAAGGUUGCUUUUGCUGAGAAGCUUGAGCAAGGCCCUACUGGUCCCGCCGCCAAGAAGGAUCAACAACAAGAGCAAAAGCAACAACCUAAGACUCGCACAUUGAAAGGUGGUGUUUCUGUUACUGACGUAAAAACCGGAAACGGUACCGCUGCUACUAAUGGCAAAAAGGUUGAAAUGCGUUACAUUGGUAAGCUUGAAAACGGAAAGGUUUUUGACAAGAACACCAAGGGUAAGCCCUUUGCUUUCCUUUUGGGUCGUGGUGAAGUCAUUCGUGGUUGGGAUAUUGGUGUCGCUGGUAUGAAUGAAGGCGGUGAACGUAAGAUCGUCAUUCCCGCUCCCAUGGCUUACGGUAACCAGAGCAUUCCUGGUAUUCCCAAGAACUCAACUUUGGUCUUUGAAGUUAAACUCGUCCGUGUACAAUAA
Molecule: messenger RNA, 1086 nt
Organism: Schizosaccharomyces osmophilus
Lineage: Eukaryota; Fungi; Ascomycota; Schizosaccharomycetes; Schizosaccharomycetales; Schizosaccharomycetaceae
Gene: ani1
Product: CENP-A amino terminus domain (NTD) isomerase Ani1
Exons: 1
Coding region: 1-1086 (361 amino acids)
Cellular component (GO): nucleolus; chromatin
Molecular function (GO): macrolide binding; peptidyl-prolyl cis-trans isomerase activity
Source: RefSeq, a predicted model, not a curated record